Molecule: messenger RNA, 1496 nt
Organism: Erythranthe guttata (spotted monkey flower)
Lineage: Eukaryota; Viridiplantae; Streptophyta; Magnoliopsida; Lamiales; Phrymaceae
Product: NAC domain-containing protein 76
Biological process (GO): regulation of DNA-templated transcription
Molecular function (GO): DNA binding
Source: RefSeq, a predicted model, not a curated record
UAUUUACAUUAAUAUGAUGGCCGGAAACGGACAGCUGUCAGUUCCACCAGGGUUCCGAUUCCACCCGACAGACGAAGAACUUCUGUACUAUUACCUUAGGAAGAAGGUCUCGUACGAACCCAUCGACUUGGAUGUCAUUCGGGAAGUCGAUCUCAACAAGCUUGAGCCAUGGGACCUCAAAGAGAAAUGUAGAAUCGGGUCGGGCCCUCAAAACGACUGGUAUUUUUUCAGCCACAAGGACAAGAAGUACCCGACCGGAACCCGCACGAACCGAGCCACCACGGCGGGCUUCUGGAAGGCGACUGGUAGGGACAAGGGGAUCCACGUCAGCAACUCGGCCAAGAGGAUUGGAAUGAGGAAAACCCUGGUUUUCUACACCGGCCGUGCGCCUCACGGUCAUAAAACCGAUUGGAUCAUGCACGAGUAUCGCCUUGACGAUGAUAAUCUCAAUACUCAAAUCCAAGAAGAUGGAUGGGUGGUCUGCAGGGUCUUCAAGAAGAAAAACCACACCAGAUCAGGUAAUUUCCAAUCCGAACUCGACCAACAAGAGACGGUUGUACCUUUCGGUACUGCAUUACCCGGCAGUACAUUCGACCAUCACAAACAGAACUCCGAUCAACCACAGUACAACAACAACAACAACAACAACUACACAUUCGAUCAUCAUCAUCAUAAUCAGAGCAGCAGCUCCAGUAUGCAACUACCGCAGUUACUCAGCCCCGACACCGCCCCACCUCCGUUUUACUCCUCACUUCCGGUGGAUUUGCAGAAUUCUCAGAACCUCUUGACGUUAAUACCUGGAGGCGCCGGCCCUUCCUCCGGCGGCGCCGGCGGUCUCAUCCUGCCGGAAAAAUUCUCCGGCGACUGGUCGUUUCUGGACAAGUUGCUCGCUAAUCAACAGCUGUCCCAGGUUGCUGAUCAUUCAGUUCAACCUGGGCAGAGAUUUCCAUUCCCUUAUCUUGGAUUCGAACCAGAUUAUUCGAGAUAUUCCAAGUAGUAGUCUUUUUUUUUUCUUUCUUUCUUACUUUCGUACGAAAAAUUGUGUGAACCUUUUCGUUAAUUUGAAGCACUUUUGGCUUAUAAAGAUUGUUCUAUCAUAAAGAUGGAUGCAUGAUGGCAGAUCUUUGCUUUUAUAUGUUAGUUUUAACUGUAGAGAAUUUGUGUGUAGUGAAUUCCUAUUGUCAAAUUAGCUAUUUUAUUUUUUUUUAUUUAUUUGUUUUACAAAAAUUAAAUCAUCUAAAGGGAGAAAGAAGUAAAAGAACAACCACAUAUCACACUUGGUGUACAUGUUGAGUAGAUAAGGGUCUCAUGAUAACACAUAAAUAUGUCACAACACAACAAAAAUCCUAGCUUCAGAAAUUUCAUGGAGUUUUCGUUAAAAUGAAGAAUCCAGCAAUUAAACAUGAGUGCAAACUUAUUAAGGAAAAGUUUUAUUAAUAAUGAGAUCGAUGAAACUUACGGUAUAGUGUCACCUUAAUUAAAUGUCAUAAAAAAAA